Messenger RNA from Conger conger (European conger), 3582 nucleotides. Its product is annotated as guanine nucleotide-binding protein G(i) subunit alpha-3. The coding region runs from base 528 to 1592 and encodes 354 amino acids. Gene Ontology annotation, molecular function: G-protein beta/gamma-subunit complex binding; GTPase activity; G protein-coupled receptor binding. Gene Ontology annotation, cellular component: heterotrimeric G-protein complex. NCBI's taxonomy places the organism in Eukaryota, Metazoa, Chordata, Actinopteri, Anguilliformes, Congridae. Gene Ontology annotation, biological process: adenylate cyclase-modulating G protein-coupled receptor signaling pathway. The transcript is spliced from 9 exons. The record is from RefSeq and is a predicted model, not a curated record.
GCAACGGAAACAGUGGGGAACCCGAGCGCCGAACAGUUAGAGAUCUUAUACUCCAAACUUUAAAGAUAAAAGCAAACCAUAGAUAGGAUAGGCACGUGAAGAUUAACAUAACAAGCUAGUGCCGUUUCCUAAGUAUUUAUCGCGUUUUAAUUUUUACUUAGUUGUAUUUUUAUUUCUUUAUUUUUAAACCAACAGUCAGCAAUAAAACCUAAAGGAAGACUGCUUGCUACGUGUGCACGUCAGCCUAUCUGAAUUAGCCUUCAGCCUAUAUCACAGCAGCUGAAAACGCCUUGGAUUUAAAUUAACAUUGAUCCACUAUCGGGGAAAAGCUGCAUGUGAAAAAGUACACUUUGGUGAAAUCGCUGCUGUCUCCCAUGUGAGGGUUGGUGCCAACGCCUUUUUUCUCUCCGCUCCCCGGUUAUUACGGCUGCUGAAGAAAUCGCUUGCUGUAUUUUGUGUCGCUUCUCAAACUAAGAGUUUGAGUUUUCAUAUAUCGCUCUCCCUACGCAUACUUACUGGUAUUCAAAAUGGGAUGUACACUAAGUGCCGAGGACAAAGCGGCGGUGGAGAGGAGUAAAAUGAUCGAUCGGAAUCUGAGAGAAGACGGGGAGAAAGCGUCCAGGGAAGUCAAACUGCUGCUGCUUGGUGCCGGGGAGUCUGGGAAAAGCACAAUAGUGAAGCAGAUGAAGAUUAUCCAUGAGGACGGGUACUCAGAGGAAGAGUGUAAGCAGUAUAAAGUGGUGGUGUACAGCAACACCAUCCAGUCCAUCAUCGCCAUCAUCCGCGCCAUGGGCCGCCUCAAGGUUGACUUUGGGGACCCUGCACGGGCGGACGACGCUCGGCAGCUCUUCGUUCUGGCGGGCACGGCGGAGGAGGGGGUGAUGACGGCGGAGCUGGCGGGGGUCAUCAGGAGGCUGUGGAAGGACGGAGGGGUGCAGAGCUGCUUCACCCGCUCCCGCGAAUACCAGCUCAACGACUCCGCCUCAUACUAUCUGAAUGACCUGGACAGGAUAUCCCAACAGACCUACAUCCCAACCCAGCAGGACGUGCUUCGAACCCGAGUCAAAACCACCGGCAUCGUGGAGACGCACUUCACCUUCAAGGAGCUGUACUUCAAGAUGUUCGACGUGGGCGGCCAGCGCUCGGAGAGGAAGAAAUGGAUCCACUGCUUCGAGGGCGUGACCGCCAUCAUCUUCUGCGUGGCACUCAGCGACUACGACCUGGUGCUGGCUGAGGACGAGGAGAUGAACCGCAUGCACGAGAGCAUGAAGCUGUUCGACAGCAUCUGCAACAACAAGUGGUUCACUGACACCUCCAUCAUCCUGUUCCUCAACAAGAAGGACCUGUUCGAGGACAAGAUCAAGAGAAGCCCGCUCACAAUCUGCUACCCAGAGUAUUCGGGGUCCAACACGUACGAGGAGGCUGCAGCCUACAUCCAGUGCCAGUUCGAGGACCUGAACCGGCGGAAGGACACCAAGGAGAUCUACACCCACUUCACCUGCGCCACCGACACCAAGAACGUGCAGUUUGUCUUCGACGCCGUCACCGACGUCAUCAUCAAGAACAACCUGAAGGAGUGCGGGCUGUACUGAGCCAGAUGAGCUUCUUUCACAGGUUGCUCUCAAGGCUGAAGCAUGACUAAUUGGAUGAUCAUCACUGGGACUGUUUGUGGGAGAGGGUUCUGGGACUGUUUGUGGGAGAGGGUUCUGGGUCUGGAGGGUUUAGACGACUGCAACGGUGCCCCCACUGCAUGCAGAUUCCCCCGCGUGUUCCAGCGGCAAAUUCUCAAUAUCCCAUAUUUUAUCCCCCCGCCCACCCCGCCCGAUAAAGAGGUCAAAUUACGACUUCUGCUAAAGCAUACUGGGCCCGAGCUGUGUAAAUAUAAUAGAGACGCUCUCCCGGAAAGUUCCGCCAUUUCACUCCAGCAUAUUUUCUGGAUUUCCUGGAGGACGGUGCCUCAUUAGGCUGUUUUAGAAAUGUAACCCGGAAAAGAGGGGAUAAAAGAAAGCACUUUCAUCAGCAUCGUAGAACAGAAGCACAUCUGUACAGAAAUGUAAAACCCAUUUUCCUCCACUUACCAGUUUGCUGUUCAGCCGGUCCUGAGGUUGCCACUUUACUAUGCACAAUGACCAAAACGUACAAAGCUGAUUUUAGUUUUUCGAUGUCGGUUCACAUCCACGAGCUUGUGGGGAAACCCGCUUUUGGUCCGUAGUCACCAUUUUAUAUACUCCACACCAGUAUUCCUUUACCAGUUUUACCAACCUGUUCAAAAUAGUCUUGCAUUUGUUAGUUUUUUUUUUGUUUUUGUUUUUGUUUUUUUUGUCAAAAUUGCAUCAUCUUCAGCUUUCCUCUUGUAAAUAUUGAAUAGAUUUAUUUCAGGAUUUUAAUUUAGCUGUGCACAGAAGCUUAGUUUGAUUUUUCAUCAAUAUUUUAGUGAUGUUCCCCCCCCCCCUCUCUGUCUAAAAAUGGCACAAGAAAAAGGAUGAUUUUCGGUACACUAAUUCACCUGUGGAUCAUGAAUUGUGCAAUGGAAAUGGUCCAAUGAGGCUUCAUUUAUUCUAACCACUGCUACUGAUACCUAUCUCGUUUGCUGAAAGUUUAAAAUAGUUUGGCCUUUGAAGCAGAGUGCAGUUUGUAGUUUAAACUUAUUUAAGAGGCAGUUCACUUUCUGGAGUUUUUUGGUGAUAUUUCAGUUUUCAUGUGAAUGUGUGACAAAGGAUAUUUUAGAUUAUGGCUCUCACAGGAACUAGUUCCAACUCAACAUGACAUUAAAGGUCAUGAAUCCGUAAUAACCUUCAUCGCACACAAAAACUGCGUCCGAAUGAAAACCAUACGCUAAAACUGAAAUGAUAUCAAAAAUCCCCACGGAGUGAACAAUCCCUUUAAGCUGCCGAAAAAUAUUUUAAAAUCCACCAGUGUUGAUACCUGUUACGGAGCUGGUAUCCUCCAUUUUGUUUUUUAACCAAAACUAGAGAGGGAGUCUUUAAGGGACCACUUUAUACUAACCAAUAUUUUUAUAUUUGUGGAGCUUGUCCACUAAGUUUGAGUAGGAGUUGUUACUGUUAAUGGAGAACAGCUAAUGUUUUGACCGUGGCUUUGAUUCAGAUUGUUUAACACUUUCUGUGGAAACGUUAUUCAAAAAAAGCUAUGAGUUAUACGCAUGGAAGAGAAACAGGUUUGGCGUACCACUGCUUGGCAUUUUAAGCCUCAUUUUAAUGAGAGAACAAUGUUUUUAAUUGAAAUGGGUGUAUUUUAAUUGAGUGGGGCUCAGUGCAGAACGUACUUGGCAGUCACAGAUCUAGUUUGUGAAAGUGGCCUUUUUUUGUUCUUUUGUUUUUUUUUUGGGAAGGGCAGUUAUGUUCUCCUUGGCCUCUGUCCCUACCGCAUGCCUUCACUCUGUAAACUUAAAAAGUGUUGCCAAAUAGCCAAAUACCAUUAUGCGAUCGACCUACAGCGACUUCCACUUUUGACUAAGUGCCGUACAUUCCUGUGAAAGAUCUGGUGAAAUUUCUGAUCUCUCUGUCAGUUUGACUUUGUACAGAUGUAUUGUUAAUCUUUACACUAUUAAAUGGUGGUGACAAA